Messenger RNA from Drosophila santomea, 976 nucleotides. RefSeq names its product radial spoke head protein 9 homolog (gene Rsph9). Gene Ontology annotation, biological process: axoneme assembly; motile cilium assembly; cilium movement involved in cell motility. Lineage: Eukaryota; Metazoa; Arthropoda; Insecta; Diptera; Drosophilidae. The coding region runs from base 93 to 938 and encodes 281 amino acids. Gene Ontology annotation, cellular component: axoneme. The record is from RefSeq and is a predicted model, not a curated record. The transcript is spliced from 2 exons.
UGUGGUUCUGAGAUUUCUUUCAAAUGUUCGUAGCACUGGAAUCCACAAAUUAUUUAAACACAUCACAUUUAAAUUUCUAAAACCCAUUCGUCAUGAAUUUAGAGUUCUUCACUGAAGGCCUCGAUUGCCUAAUGUACUGUGGCAUGAAGCUUUCGCCGGAGCAGCGCAUCUUGAUUGAAAACUCGCUGAUCGCGCUGCAAAAUGACAACCGCUUUACGGGCAUGUAUCUUUGGGGUCGCAUUACGGCCACCAAGAACGAUUACUACAUUGCCUUCGGCUACACCAAUGACUGCCUGAAGGAUCGGAAGUAUUUCUACAGUGUGGACCAGUUCCAGUGGCAGUUGCUGCCGUUUGUGCAGAGCCCCAAGAUCUUUCAGGCGACUAUAUUGGCCAGGGAGCCAUUUAUAGGAGAUCCCAGCCUCAUGAGCUACGUUAAGCUGGACCCCACUUUUGACAUUGUCGGUAACCAGGUGGCUGGUAUCAGCCGCCCUGAAGUGGUCAAGCUGAAGGAGGAGGAAAGGCUGGCAGCCAUUGUGUUUAUAAUAACAGAGGAGUGUGCCAUUUGUCCACGCGGAGCCUUUUACAAGAUGACUGAUGGCCGUGUUAUACCCAACCAGAUGUUUCGUGGACUGAAUGACUUGCAGAUCGACAACCAAUCUUAUUACCAGCUUUAUCGCUUGCCCCGCAAUGAUCUCAAAGUCAAUUUGGCCAAGAGGAGCGACUAUAACUAUGCUAUUGACUUUCUGGACACCAUUGAUUGUGUUAUACCACUGUGUCAGGAUUUUGCCCUGAAUAUGCAACGAAACGAGGGUUUGGUGAUAAUCAAGUCGUGCCUUUGGUUGGGCAUGACAUUCUUUCACAAAAUCAACUCCCACAAGCAUGGUUUCCUUUAUUUGGGCGAUGGCAAAAAGAACUUUGACUUACUCUUCAUGUAUUAAGUUUGCUAUUGCAUAAAAAUGUUGUUUUUUUGAGCAUA